AUUCAUAUUUCAUAUUUUAUUUGUGAUGUGAUUUGAUAUUUGUUUUGUUUAUAUAUAUUUCAGGCGCUUCACCUUUAAUUUAAUGUAUUAAAAUAUUCCUAGUUUUCAUCUCGUAUAAAAGAUCUGUAUAAAAUAAGUGAAAAACAAUGGAAAACCUUAAAAGUAUUUGGAAACCAGAACUUUACCGCAUUCAGAUGGAAGCACCUUUACCAAAGCGCAUUAUGUGUGAUAAUUGUCCGAACAGACCGGAGUUUUACGGCAAAGAAUAUCAUGGCAUAAUGGGGCAUAAGGAAGCUACGUUACUAUUGGAAGACGAACCCAAUGGUGCAUUUCUAAUAAGAAAAGGAAAUGAGUACAAUGACUUUUAUACACUCUCUUGGAAAUUUAAUGACAGGAUACACCACUAUAAGUUGAACUAUGAUGGAACACAUUAUAUAAAGGACAAAAGAUAUGAUACAAUAUAUGACUUGGUUGCGGAUGGUCUUAUAACUUGUCACAUGGAGUUGAAAGCCCAACACAUUCUGGAAAUGAUUAACUCCAGAGCAAAUUACACUGAGAGUCCAUAUGUCACUCUUAAUAGGAAGAAAUUAAAAACAUUGUCACAAAUUCAGCAAGAGUCAAACAGAGCCAGUCCUAUUUUUCUCAAGUCUGAUACAAAACAAGAAAAACACAAUGACAGACCACCACCUCCAUUCAACUUAACACCCACCCUGGAAGAUCCUCCACCAUUCUAUAAAUAUUCAAAGUCACAUAGCUUUAAAGUGCAUACAUUCAAAGGCUUGAAUUGGUGCGAGUUGUGUGCAAAUUUCCUGUGGGGAUUUACUGCACAGGGAGUCAAAUGUGAAGAUUGCGGUUUCAUAGCACAUUCAAAAUGCUCAGAAAGAGUACCAAAUCAUUGUGUACCGGACUUGAAGAAACUUAGAGGUGUUUUUGGCAUUGAUCUAACAACGUUAUUAAAUGCACAUUCCAGUACUUUACCAUUUGUUGUAAGGAAAUGUGUAAAUGAGAUUGAAAAUAGAGGAUUGGAUUCUGAGGGCAUUUACAGAGUAUCUGGAUUUGCUGAUGAAAUUGAAGCUUUGAAACUAGCUUUUGAUAGAGAUGGUGAAGCAACAGAUUUAAGUGUAUACAGUAAUAUAAAUGUAGUGGCGGGUACAUUGAAGUUAUACUUAAGGCUGUUGCCUGUCCCCCUCAUCACCUAUGAGGUUCAUCCUAAGCUCAUCAAUGCAAUUCAAAUGAAAACAACCGUAGUGCAAGUAGCGAUGUUGCGAGAAUGCUUGGAUCUGCUGCCUCCAGCACAUUUUAACUGUUUACAAUACAUGGUUCAACACUUGCAUAGAGUGGCACAACAUGCAGAGGUAAACAAAAUGUCGCCGCACAAUUUAAGUACAGUUUUCGCGCCAACUUUAGUUGCUACGCCGCCCGCUAUAACAGAUCUAUCUUUUGAAAUUCGCGCCCUACAAGCACUUAUUGAAUAUUGCCCACAAAUAUAUUACAAUAAUAAAUAAACAGUAUUCUUAGGCUUGUGAAAAAUAGGCUGUUACAAUGUAUUAUUAGACAUAUUCUAUGACAAUGCACUUAAAACCAAGUCUUCAUUAGAAUAAGGUAAAAAUGUAUGGUAUAAAUAAACAAAGCUUUGUCAAUAGUAAUGAAAUAUCCAGAGACCGCUACAGAGGGAUAGAUAGUAUUUAUUAUUGCUAAUUUGACUGAUUAUAACAUUUAUUUUUAAAUGUAAGUAAUAGAAUAUAGUUUAGAAUAUAUAAAUAUAACUAUGUAUUCAAUGUAUCUCAUGUAAUGUAAGAUAAAUUAGAAAUUAGAAUAAGCAUGUGUGCAAUUAUUAAAGGGUUUAUUCGAAAUAUGAAUGUUUUAUAUGAAAAAAUGUGAUAUUGGAUCAAAUAAUUUUACUAAUUUUAUAAAAGCAUUCCAAGCUGACAAAUAACAAUGAAUGAAUUGGUUUGAAAACAUUUAUUUACACUUUUUGUUAAAUAAAAUGAAAAUUAAGCUUU
Molecule: messenger RNA, 2003 nt
Organism: Colias croceus (clouded yellow)
Lineage: Eukaryota; Metazoa; Arthropoda; Insecta; Lepidoptera; Pieridae
Gene: RhoGAP5A
Product: beta-chimaerin
Exons: 8
Coding region: 147-1505 (452 amino acids)
Biological process (GO): regulation of GTPase activity; signal transduction
Molecular function (GO): GTPase activator activity
Source: RefSeq, a predicted model, not a curated record